Molecule: messenger RNA, 447 nt
Organism: Ipomoea nil (Japanese morning glory)
Lineage: Eukaryota; Viridiplantae; Streptophyta; Magnoliopsida; Solanales; Convolvulaceae
Exons: 1
Coding region: 1-447 (148 amino acids)
Source: RefSeq, a predicted model, not a curated record
AUGACAAACUCUCCCAUUUCCAGUCGAAUAGGUAAAAGGACCACUCACAAUCCUUAUCCUAUCUAUAAUUUUCUUACACAAAAGAGAUUGUCCCCAUCAUAUUGUGCUUUUAUCACAAGUUUGUCUACUGUCUCGAUUCCCAAGAAUGUUAAGGAGGCGUUAAAUCAUCCAGGAUGGAAACAAGCAAUGGUAGAUGAAAUGGAAGCACUACAUUCUUCUGGGACUUGGGAGUUGGUUCCUUUGCCUACUGGGAAAACUGUGGUUGGUUGUAGAUGGGUAUACAAUGUGAAGAUUGGUCCACAUGGACAAGUUGAUAGACUUAAAGCACGCCUUGUUGCUAAAGGAUACACACAGGUGUUUGGUAUUGACUACACAGAUACUUUCUCCCUAGUAGCCAAGAUCACCUCUAUCCGCCUUUUGCUCUCAAUAGCAGCCAACCGCCACUAG